Molecule: messenger RNA, 3517 nt
Organism: Priapulus caudatus
Lineage: Eukaryota; Metazoa; Priapulida; Priapulimorpha; Priapulimorphida; Priapulidae
Product: lysosomal alpha-mannosidase-like
Exons: 25
Coding region: 303-2969 (888 amino acids)
Biological process (GO): mannose metabolic process
Cellular component (GO): lysosome
Molecular function (GO): carbohydrate binding; alpha-mannosidase activity
Source: RefSeq, a predicted model, not a curated record
CCCGAGGCCUGACCCUGCUCCGGCCAGAUAUCGUGGAAAGUUUAGAUGCCUGCGAGAGACGGCGUGUCACGGUGUACUAGUAUGCCGUUAGUAACCAUGCGGUUCAGCGAAGCAUUUUUUUUUCGUCGACCAAGGGCAGAGUCUCACCAUGCAGUCAGCUGUACUAUACGCAGCGCUGCGGUGAGUGUGAAGUCAACUAAUCGGAGUUACAGUGAAGGAUUCCCUUUUAGACAUCUUCGGAGGAAAGUGGCUAAGAGAAUUUAGCAGGCAUAUCCGCUCAGGCGGUUGAUCACGCCAUCAGUAUGAAGCUGUUAAUCUGGCUGUGCCUCGUGGUAACCGCAGCCAUACCACCGCUCCUGGCUGCACCUACUACUGCCGGCCUGCAAUGCAACUACGAGAGCUGCAACCUUGGCAACGAUGGUCAUUUGAAUGUUCACCUCGUGCCGCACACGCACAACGACGUCGGCUGGCUGAAGACCGUCGAUCAGUAUUUCUACGGAGCUAACAACAGCAUCCAGCAUGCGGGCGUGCAGUACAUCCUCGACUCUGUUGUCUCCGAGCUGCUCAAGGAUCCACAGAAGCGAUUCAUCUACGUGGAGACGGCAUUCUUCGCGCGAUGGUGGCAGCAGGUGCACGACAGCCAGCGACACAGCAUCAAACAACUUGUUAAUCAAGGUCGUCUGGAGUUCAUCGGUGGAGGCUGGUCGAUGAACGACGAGGCCGACGCUCACUACAGCGCCAUUAUUGAUCAGAUGACGUACGGACUUCGCUACCUGAAGACGGUGUUCGGUGAAUGCGGGGUUCCACGCGUCGCAUGGCAGAUCGACCCGUUCGGUCACUCACGCGAACAGGCGUCCAUAUUUGCAAGGAUGGGCUACGAUGGACUCUUCUUCGGGCGCAUGGACUACGAUGACUUCAAGAAAAGAAAGGAAGACAAAACUCUGGAGCACGUGUGGAAGGGCAGUGCUAACCUUGGGGAAGCUGCGUAUCUCUUUACCGGUGCGCUCUACAACGGUUACAACCCUCCACCCGGCUUCUGCUUCGAUCAGUUCUGUGAUGACCCGCCGAUCAUGGAUGAUAACAGGAUGAAUGACUAUAAUGUAGAGGAGAGGGUGGAUGCGUUUAUUGACUAUGCGAAAAAACAGGUUUGUAAGCAGUUGGAUACUUUGGCCAGGCUGGGACCCUUAGAUAAUGAUGACGUCACCGUGCUGAAGGAUGCCCUGGGAGUGGCUCAGCAUCACGAUGCAGUCACGGGAACGGCUAAGCAGCAUGUUACCAACGACUACGUACAGAGACUGUCUGUAGCAAUGUCCGAAUGCCAGGACGCUGUGAAUGAUGCAAAUACAAUUGUUACCUCAACAUCUCGGAGUGUGAAUACGGAGGCAACCAGGCAGUUUACGGUGACUGUGUACAACCCUCUACCGCGGAGCAUACCGCAUCACGUGAGAAUCCCCGUGAAGAGCAACAGCUAUGCCGUGAUCGGACCGACCGGAGAGAAGGUCGAGUCGCAGACUGUGAGCGUUUCGACGGAGACUCAAGCGAUUCCAGAGAGACACAGUGGCGCCCUCUUCGAGCUCGUUUUCCCUGUUCAGCUGCCGCCGUUAGGAUUCCAGACGUUCUUCGUUCAGCAUCAGUCAGGUAUAUGGCGAUAUUUGUUCCCGGCAACGACAAUCAGUGAGGACGAGCAGACGGCAGCCGAUAUCAUCAUUAAGAAUGAGCACGUGAGCCUGACGUUUAGCGGACAGACGAACCUGCUAACGAGCAUGACAAACCUGGACAGCAGGCUGACACAGUCUGUGCAGCAGUCAUUCUACUGGUACGAGGGCAGUCGGUGGGACAACGCCACAAAGCAGGCGUCUGGCGCCUACAUCUUCCGACCAAACGGAACAACACCCAUUCACCUAGGAGACUCCGUCAAUGUGACCCUCAUCCGGGGCAGACUGGUCCAGGAGGUACGUCAGCAAUUCACUCCAUGGCUGAGCCAAGUAGUCCGACUCUACAAAGGUCAUAAAUGGGCCGAAUUUGAGUGGACCGUUGGGCCAAUUCCUGUAGGCGACAACAUAGGAAAGGAGAUCGUCACGCGAUUCGACACCAAGAUUCAGUCCAACGGGGUGUUCUACACGGACUCGAACGGAAGAGAGAUGUUGCAACGCACGCGGGACCAACGGCCGACGUGGACCCUGAACAAGACAGAACCCGUGGCGGGUAACUACUAUCCAAUCACCAGCAAGAUCUUUAUCAAGGAUGAGAGUAAUGUCGCGCAGUUCACUGUCCUUAACGACAGAGCUCAAGGUGGCGGCAGCAUUGCUGAUGGAUCCAUAGAAAUUCUGGUGCACCGGCGUCUCCUUGAGGAUGACCACUGGGGCGUGGGAGAACCCCUCAACGAGACCGGGUCGGACGGACUCGGUCUGGUGGCCCGCGGCAAGCACUACGUCAUCCUGGAGUCCGGCGAGCGGUCGGCGCAUGCGUACAGGGAGCUGGCUCUGCGCACGCAGAUGGCACCGUGGAUGUCGUUCACCGCCAGUGACAUGUCGCAGCAGACGUGGGCACAGAACUACAAAACCAACUGGACCGGUCUAACUGAAGCCCUGCCAGCCAACGUUCACAUCCUGACGCUGGAGCAGUGGCGAGGCAUGAGCGUACUGCUGAGGCUCGAACACAUCUACGAGAAGGGAGAGGAUGCGCAGCUGUCCCAGCCUGUCACCGUGUCUCUUCAGAGCAUGUUUAGUCCUUUUGAGGUUGUAUCGGCUGAGGAACACACUCUUGCUGGCAAUAAGGUUCUUAGUGCGUCGACGCGCUUACAAUGGAAAUUGGCUGAUGAAAGCAAUCGGACCCCUCGAGACUGGACAAUGCAAGCGUUGCCGGCGAAUGUCCUUGACGUGACCCUCAAGCCGAUGGAGAUUCGUACCUUCGUUCUCACCCUGAGCGAUGCGAACGAGAUCACUGAAACACAUGUGUACCCGUGGUAGACAACUACCCCCACGAAUCAAUCAAUGCUUCUAUUCGAUACUAUAGAAUAAUGCAUUAAACAUAGGCAGCCGUGACCAGGUGCUGCUAUAUAUUUAUAUAUUGCUUUACAUGUACCCGAUUGCCCAAUUAUUACCUGCAAGUGACUGAACAUUAAUUAAGAUGGCCAUGUUUGAUUUUGUAUUCUGCAAUUUAUUUCCUACGCAUACUUUAUACGCUCACAUGUUAUAUAGAGACUGUUAUAAGUAGAUGUCAUAUGAGAAGAAAUCGAUAUCAUUAUUGUAAAAUUAGCAAAGCUUUCAGAUGAGGCCAAUAUACUUUCAGCAGAAAUAUAUUUUCAAAAAAAUUGAUAAACUUUUAUCUGAAAUUGCAUAGUACAACGUUUAUUUGUUAGCAGUGUACUGAACAUUAGAAUUGUUUAAUAAAGGUUCGAUAAAAAGUGAUAUCGAGAUAAAACGCUAAACUACAUUACUGUGCUGUAACAUGAUUCAACAUCUCUGUGGUUUGUACUACUAGUCACAUUAUUGAAUAAAAAAGCUGUUAGUACACA